Acanthocheilonema viteae is the source of this 1326-nucleotide messenger RNA. The record is from the annotation of a GenBank genome assembly. NCBI's taxonomy places the organism in Eukaryota, Metazoa, Nematoda, Chromadorea, Rhabditida, Onchocercidae.
AUGGACUCUUUGAAGAAUUGCAGUAAUGCUGAGGGAGAUGCCGAUGUAUUAGUGAACGAGGAUGAGAAGAAAUAUUUGAAUCAGAUUAGUUAUAUUUUAAAGAAUGGUGAAAAAAUCAUUGAUCGAACCGGUGUUGGAACAAUCUCUGUGUUUGGAAUGCAUUCCAUUUAUUCACUUCGAAAUGGUGUUGUUCCAGUAUUGACAACAAAACGAGUCUUCUGGAAAGGCGUUGUUGAAGAAUUGUUAUGGUUCAUUCGAGGAGAUACAAAUGCAAAGCAUUUGUCUGAGAAAGGUGUCAAAAUUUGGGAUGCUAAUGGAUCUCGACAGUUUCUCGAUCAGUGUGGCUUCACUGAUCGAUCUGAAGGAGAUUUAGGACCUGUCUAUGGCUUUCAGUGGCGACACUGUGGUGCUGAGUAUCGAGGCAUGGAUGCUGACUACACUAACCAAGGUAUCGACCAAUUAUCUGAAAUCAUUAAUCUGAUCAAAAAUGAACCAAACAGUCGCCGCAUUAUACUCAAUGCAUGGAAUGUUAGAGAUUUGAAGCAAAUGGCUCUGCCACCUUGUCAUACACUUGCUCAAUUUGCGGUGCGUAAUGGUGAACUUUCAUGUCAAUUAUAUCAACGUUCCGGAGACAUGGGUUUGGGAGUGCCUUUUAAUUUAGCCAGCUAUGGACUUCUGACACAUAUGAUAGCACAUAUUUGUGAUCUUAAGGCUGGUUACCUAUGUCAUGUUUUGGGUGACGCUCAUGUAUAUGUGAAUCAUAUUGACGCGCUACAGGAACAGCUUAAGCGUCAACCGCAACCGUUUCCUACUGUUCGAUUUGUUGGAAAUAUCAAAACGAUAGAUGAUUUCACUUAUGAAUCAAUUAUUCUUGAAAAUUACCAGCCGAUGCCAACAAUCAAAAUGACAAUGGCUAUCGGCCGAAUAGGUCUGUUCUGCAAAAUGAGUGCUGUUGUGAAAGUUUAUGAUGAGGAUCCUACAGAAAUAACAUUUAUUUAUGAUUGGCCAGUGCAAAUUUUUCAGCCGGUUAAUGGUUUCAAUGUUUUCGGUGAUACGGAAACAUUCUGCACUAAUUAUCGCAGUGCUAAUCAUGAAUGGAUACAUCUGUAUCUGGAACAAAGUACGGUGGUAACAAUGCAUCCAUCUCCUAAGGAAUGUAAAUUUUCGUUCAGACUGCUCGGUGAUGAUACUUAUCACGGAAGUGUAAUUGCUGUGCAUUCUAUGACGACGUUUGCAUCAGUUGACAGCUUCCGAGUGCCAAGAGAUUCACAAUUUGUGGAAUCAUUAACACAGUGUUUCACGAAUCAAUCUAAUAGUGGUAUAUAA